AUGCACAUGGACGGCGACGAGUACCUCCCGAUGGCGAUGCUCGCACGUCUGGAGGAGCUCGUGCGCGUCAAGAUGGACGAGUUCAUCCCGCAGGGCGUCUCGAACUGCAUCUGGGGGUUCGCGUCGUUGAACAAGAACAAAGGGCUAGAGCUGCGGCCGGACACCGUCUCGAGGUUCGGCGACGGCAUCGUUCGGCUCGCGAGCGGGUUCAAGUCGAUGGAGCUCUCGAACAUCGUCUGGGCGAUCGCGUCCAUGAACCUCUCGGGGCUCUCGGGGGGGUUGCCCAGGGAGGUGAUGGUCGCGCUGGACGACGCGAUGUGUCGAUCCAUCGCGUCGGACCCCGACACGUUUUCGUCGCAGAGCGUCGCCAACACGCUGUGGGCCGCGGGGAACGCGCCUGACGUCGUGACGCUGUCCCCGCGACUCAUGGACGCGCUCGCGAGCGUGUCGUGCGAUAAGUUUCACACGUUCACGCCGCAAGGGAUGACGAACACGAUCUGGGGGUUCGCGUGCAACGGCCACCACCCGGGGGACGAGCUCAUGGAUAAGAUGCGCGAAGCGUGGAAGCGAAGCGGCCACACCUACAUCGUCACCGAGCUCGCGAACAUCCUCUGGGCGUUCCACGUGCUCAAGACGUACCCGGGUCCCGAGUGCCUCGCCGUCGUCGGCGAGCGCAUGCUGACGCUGACGGACGAGGACCUGCACGUCCAGACGCUGGCCAACAUGAUGUACUCGUUCGCGCAGUUUGAACAUCUCCCCGGCCGCGCGACGAUGGAUCGCGUCGAAGAUCUCUGCGCGCGAGCCUUCCGCAGCGCGGACGUGGGCGAGCCCGGGUCGGUCACGCCCGCGUCGAACUCGCUGUCGAACCUGAUAUGGGCGUUCGGGGUGCUGAAAUACAAGCCCAGCGAGGAGUUCUUCGCCGCGUUCGACGCCGUCGUCUCGUCGACGCUCGGCGACUUCAACGACCAAGGCGUCUCCAACGUCCUCUUCACGUACGCCAACCUGAACCACAACCCGGGCGCGCAGCUCCUGGACGCGCUCGCGCGGCGAUGCGCGGACUUCAUAUCCGUCUACGCGCCGCAGGGCGUCGCGAACACGGUGUGGGCGUGGGUGGUGCUCGACGGCGCGAAAUAUCCGCCGCCGGCGCUGCUUCGGCUCUACGCGGAGAGAAUCUCGAAGACGCGAGACGAGGACUUUUCGAAGAUCGAUCGCGUGCAGCUGUUCCAGUCGCACCUCGCGCUGAAGCAGUUCUCCAAUCACGACGGCGAGCUGCUGUCCGGGGAGAUGCUGCGCUCGUGCGAGAGGGCGUGGAUGGAGGUGAGCGCGGGCAACCUCACCAUCAGCGCGAUUCACAGAGACGUGAGCGAGACGCUGACGAGGAUGGGGAUACCGCACGAGAUCGAAUUCUUGACGUCGGACGGACUGUUCAGCGUGGACAUCGCGCUGAGGGGGAGGAAGGUGGCGAUCGAGGUGGACGGACCGUCGCACUUCUUCGCGAACAAGCGACGCGAGCGGAUGGGCGCGGACUUGCUGAGGGCGGCGCUCAUGCAGAGCAAAGGGUGGACGGUGCGCUCUCGUUUUUCAACAUCUAAGGCUGAGCGAUUCUUUCUCGGUUCCUUCCUCGCGGUGUCUUCAAAAACGAACGAACGCUCUUCCCGCCGCCGACUGACGAAGCGCGCCGCCGCUCCCUCCCUCCCUCCCUCCUCGCCGCCGUUCCAGGUCGUCUCCGUGCCGUGGUACGACUGGCCGUCGAAGUACGAAUCGAAGCAGUCGGACCAGUGCGAGUACAUGGCCGGCUUACUCUACGACGAGGCUGGUCUGUCCGUCAAGGACGCGUCGCAGGUUCUAUCUCACACUGAUCUCCAUACGACCGCGUUGGCGUGGUGA
Messenger RNA from Micromonas pusilla CCMP1545, 1887 nucleotides. RefSeq lists its product as uncharacterized. The record is from RefSeq and is a predicted model, not a curated record. Gene Ontology annotation, biological process: mitochondrial RNA processing; regulation of mitochondrial mRNA stability. Bases 1 to 1887 code for a protein of 628 amino acids. Gene Ontology annotation, cellular component: mitochondrial matrix; ribonucleoprotein granule. The transcript has 2 exons. Gene Ontology annotation, molecular function: RNA binding. NCBI's taxonomy places the organism in Eukaryota, Viridiplantae, Chlorophyta, Mamiellophyceae, Mamiellales, Mamiellaceae.